AUGUCACCUCCACCCUCGGAUGGAGCUCUUCAGCCUCAGCCUGCACCCGAGCCUGCCGCUCAAUCUGUUCAGCCUACAACUCCUCUUGUAGCUCAAUCUGCAGCUGAGCUUGUAGCUGAGAUCGCUGCUGCUCAUCCUGCUGCUCAGCCUACUCAGCUUGAAGUCCAGCCUGUAACCCAACCUGCAAUUCAUGGCGAUGUCAUGAAUCCUGCUCGGGCGCAGAUGCUUGCUCAGGUCGCCCAAGGAACAACUAGUCCGUCACCACCACCAGAUCCCAAGAUCGAGGGGGAACGUCGGGUUGGUCCUCUCAAAUCUGGUGCAAACUGCAGUGAAUUGGGCGAUCCUUCUCGGCGCAUCUCUCGGGCCUCCCAGCAGCCCGAAGAUUCGCGAGCGGCCUCUGUUUUUAGGUCAGACGUGAGCCUCUCGCGCCCACGAAAGACCGUGAACUUUGCUAGGCUGCCAAAGCGUCCCUCAAGCAUGCUGAUCAAGGAGGAGGAAGAUGUGAAAGAAAAGAAGCCGAGGCUCAGUUCGCGCUACUACACAGACAUUCAGUCACUUGGUCCAGCUCCUCAUCCAGACGAGCACACACGAUACCUCACAUCCCUCCUCCGUAACCGAAAGCUGUUCCUCACUCUACAGCGUCUCCCGAAGAAGGAUGACGACUUGAUCGAGCCCAAGACUUACGAGUUUCGCAUCUCCCAAGCGGGACUGGUGCAGCAUGAGAAAUUCUCUAUCAUUGCCCACACUCGAGCUCUUCCACUGGUUCCGCAAGGCUCGGCCGAUGGAAACAUCUCGCAGACCAUCGUUGGUGAGCUGCUUGAGGACGUCUGGCCAAAUUUGUCCAGGCAGGAAAAGUAUCAGUACGCUCGUCAGCUUCGCAAUAUACUUCAAAAGUUGCGAUCCAAUGACAGAGCUUCAAACAGGAACUUUGGGUCGAUCCAGGCGGGACCAUACAGUCUCAUAGUUGACAACCACCCGAGCCACACCUACUACGCUGUGAGGGUUCGACCAAGCCAGGAGGAGUUCAUGGCACUGCUAACAUCCACACUGUAUUCCUCGGUUCCCAAGCAGGUGGGUAAAGCUCUUGUGAAGCAAUUCCGCAGGGACUAUCCAUGCGUCCUCACGCAUGGGGACCUUUGCCCCAGAAACAUCAUCGUCUCCAACCACACAAUCACAUGGAUCCUCGGUUGGGACUGUGCAGGAUACUAUCCUGUGUGGUGGGAGUACGCGCGAUUCUUUGAGGCGAGAACCAGCGAGGGCAACAGCGAUUGGUAUGAAUAUGCCGAGGAGAUCUUUGUCGAUGAGUAUCCGACAGAGCUGGCGGCCUACCAGGGCAUCGCCAGAUGCCAGCAGCCUUGA
This is a messenger RNA of Fusarium coffeatum, 1359 nucleotides long. RefSeq lists its product as uncharacterized. The record is from RefSeq and is a predicted model, not a curated record. Lineage: Eukaryota; Fungi; Ascomycota; Sordariomycetes; Hypocreales; Nectriaceae. Bases 1 to 1359 code for a protein of 452 amino acids. The transcript has 2 exons.